Dipodomys ordii (Ord's kangaroo rat) is the source of this 1351-nucleotide messenger RNA. It is a transcript of the gene Lrr1, whose product is annotated as leucine rich repeat protein 1. The transcript has 4 exons. The record is from RefSeq and is a predicted model, not a curated record. Bases 37 to 1311 code for a protein of 424 amino acids. Gene Ontology annotation, molecular function: protein binding. Lineage: Eukaryota; Metazoa; Chordata; Mammalia; Rodentia; Heteromyidae.
AAGCUCAGGGGCCUCGGUGGCCCGGGCUCCUGCAGGAUGAAGCUGCACUGCGAGGUGGAGGUGGUCAGCCGACACUUGCCAGCCUUGGGGCUGAGGAACCGUGGCAAGGGCGUCCGGGCCGUAGUAAGUCUUUGUCAACAGUCGGCCGGGAAUCAGCGGCGCCCCCAAGCCAGCAGUGACCCCGAUAGCCAGCCCCCCGCCUUCCUGUUCAUCUCCACCAUGAAGGACCGGCACGGGACCCGCUACCAGCUAAAGGAGAACAUUGAGCAGUUCUUCACCAAAUUUGUGGAUGAAGGGAAAGCCACUGUAAGGUUAAAGGAGCCACCUGUGGACAUCCGUCUGAGUAAGGCCAAUGCGAGCAGCUUAAAGGGUUUCCUUUCAGCUAUGAGACUAGCUUAUAGAGGCUGCGGUAUCAAUACACAGCUUUCAACACCCACACCAGUGAAGACUUCAGAAUUUGAAAAAUUUAAAACCAAAAUGCUUAUCACAUCCAAAAAAGACUAUCCUCUAAACAAGAAUUUUCCACAUUUUCUGGAACAUCUUCAGACUUCUUAUUGUGGGCUUCUUCGAAUUGAUAUGCGUAUGCUUUGCUUAAAAAACCUCAGGAAGUUAGACUUGAGUCACAAUCAUAUUAAAAAACUUCCAGCUACAGUUGGAGAUCUCAUACACCUUCAAGAACUUAACCUAAGCGACAACCACCUGGAGUCAUUUAGUGUGGCCUUGUGUCAGUCUACACUCCAAAAGUCACUUCGGAGUUUGGAUCUUAGCAAAAACAAAAUCAAGGCACUUCCAAUACAGUUUUGCCAGCUUCACGAACUUACAGAUUUAAAACUUGAUGACAAUCAGUUGAUUCGGUUUCCUUUCAAGAUAGGACAGCUAACAAACCUUCAUUUUUUAUCAGCAGCUCGAAAUAAGCUUCUAUUUUUGCCUAGUGAAUUUAAAAUGUUAUCCCUUGAGUAUUUGGAUCUUUUUGGCAAUCCUUUUGAACCACCAGAAGUCCUUCCUACUAUAAAGCUGCAAGCACCGUUAACUUUACUGGAGCUUUCUGCGCGAACUGUACUGAAUAAUAGGAUUCCAUAUGGCCCUCAUAUCAUUCCUUUCCACCUUUGCCAAGAUUUGGAUACUGCAAAAACUUGUGUUUGUGGAAGAUUUUGUCUAAACUCUUUCAUCCAAGGAACGUCUGCCAUGAAUCUACACUCCUUUUCCCACACUGUGGUCUUAGUAGACAAUAUGGGUGGAACUGAAGCACCGAUUAUCUCAUAUUUCUGUUCUCUAGCCUGUUAUGUAAAUUCCUCUGAUAUGUUAAAGUAAUAGGUGAUACCUCAAAAAAAUUUCAUUUAGUCACAGGUCA